Torulaspora delbrueckii is the source of this 1065-nucleotide messenger RNA. RefSeq names its product replication factor C subunit 5 (gene RFC5). The record is from RefSeq and is a predicted model, not a curated record. The coding region runs from base 1 to 1065 and encodes 354 amino acids. The transcript has a single exon. Gene Ontology annotation, molecular function: DNA clamp loader activity; ATP hydrolysis activity; DNA binding. Gene Ontology annotation, biological process: DNA-templated DNA replication; DNA repair. Gene Ontology annotation, cellular component: Elg1 RFC-like complex; Rad17 RFC-like complex; Ctf18 RFC-like complex. NCBI's taxonomy places the organism in Eukaryota, Fungi, Ascomycota, Saccharomycetes, Saccharomycetales, Saccharomycetaceae.
AUGUCAUUGUGGGUUGAUAAAUACCGUCCCAAGAGUUUGCAAACUCUCUCGCAUAACGAUGAUCUAACCAAUCUGCUCCAAUCGCUUUCGCACCAACCGCGUGAUCUGCCACAUCUUCUACUAUAUGGGCCCAACGGUAGUGGUAAGAAGACCAGAUGUAUGUCAUUGUUAGCAUCAAUAUUCGGAUCCGGUGUGUAUAGGAUGAAGAUCGACGUCAGACAGUUUGUGACUCCUUCCAGACGGAAACUGGACCUGAACGUUGUGAGUUCUGCAUACCAUUUGGAGAUUACACCAAGUGAUAUGGGCAUCAACGAUAGAAUUGUUAUUCAGGAGCUAUUGAAGGAGGUGGCACAAAUGGAGCAAGUUGACUUUCAGGAUUCUGCGGAUGGUCUAUCGCAUAGAUAUAAAUGCGUCGUCAUUAAUGAAGCAGAUUCGCUGACAAGAGAUGCUCAAGCCGCACUGAGGCGUACUAUGGAGAAAUAUUCGAGGAACAUCCGUUUGAUCAUGGUAUGUGACUCAAUGUCAUCAAUAAUCUCACCAAUUAAAUCGCGAUGUCUGAUGGUCCGUUGUCCAGCUCCUACAGACCAAGAAACCAUCAAAAUACUUAACGAAGUCGUUACAGCCGAAAAUGUCAAAUUGGAAUCCCCAGAAGUGUUAGAAAAGAUAGCUACGACAUCGAAUGGUAAUCUGAGAACCGCUUUGUUGACACUUGAGACUAUGGCAUUGAACAAUGAGAUGAACUUGAGGUUGAAUACCCCAGUGAUAAGGCCCGAUUGGGAGAGCGUUAUCCUGAAGAUGGCCAAUAAGAUUCAAAAAGAGAGAUCCGUUGGUUGCCUCAUCGAAUGUCGAGCCAUUCUUUAUGACCUACUUGCGCAUUGUAUCUCUGCGAGAAUCAUUUUGCAAGAACUCACAUUUGCGCUGAUGAAGAAUAACAACGGUGACAAAGUAAAAAUACAAAUCAUUGAAAGUUCAAGUGUCUUUGAUGAGAGACUCUCGCUUGGUAAUAAAGCCAUAUACCAUCUCGAGGGGUUUAUUGCUAAAGUCAUGUGUGCCAUCGAGGGCUAA